This is a messenger RNA of Cotesia congregata, 441 nucleotides long. The record is from the annotation of a GenBank genome assembly. Lineage: Eukaryota; Metazoa; Arthropoda; Insecta; Hymenoptera; Braconidae.
AUGAUCAGCCGUCAAGUUGUAUCAACUUUGCUGUCAAUCGUCGUGUUCAUUUCAUUCAUCUCCUACGGAGAUGCAGUCGUUUGUUACGAGUGUAACAGUGCAUUUGACCCAAGAUGUGGGGAUCCCUUCGAUCCAUACAGUCUUGGCACCGUAAAUUGCAGUUUCCAAGAGCGUCUCGAGCAUAUUAACAAUAUCGAGCCAACUAUUUGUCGUAAAAUUUCACAGAAAGUUUACGGAAAAGUAAGGGUAGUAAGAGGAUGCGGCUUCAUAACCGACGUAAAAGAUGACGCUGAUUGCGUAAGAAGAACUGGUACUCACGAUGUAAUGGCGUAUUACUGCUCAUGUACUACUGAUCUUUGUAACAGCUCUAAUUACGCAACACCCACUUUUGGAUUAUUACUAUCAAUUUUUAGUAUUGUCUAUAUUUUAACAACUGAUUAA